Messenger RNA from Epinephelus moara (kelp grouper), 1759 nucleotides. It is a transcript of the gene btbd17a, whose product is annotated as BTB (POZ) domain containing 17a. The transcript has 3 exons. Gene Ontology annotation, molecular function: protein binding. NCBI's taxonomy places the organism in Eukaryota, Metazoa, Chordata, Actinopteri, Perciformes, Serranidae. The record is from RefSeq and is a predicted model, not a curated record. Bases 73 to 1518 code for a protein of 481 amino acids.
CCCCUCGUCCUCCACAGCAGAGUGGACAGAGACGUACAGCAGUGAGGACGGACGGACAGACAGAGGGAGACGAUGGUGAACCAAGUGGAGAUCUAUGCUGGGAUGCUGUUUUUGGCUGUGUGUGUGCGCUCAGGAGCAGCUGCUGCAGGCAUGCUGAAGGUUGACAUGGUCCAGGAUGGGAGUGGCGGCGGCGGGGACACCAUCAGCCACUCCCUGACCCUGGUGCAGCGUCUGGAGGCCCUGCUGAUCCAGGGGAACGGCAGUGACGUGUCUCUCAGGGUGGAGACGCCCAGCGCAGACGAGGUGAAGGUGAUCCAGGCCCACUCUCUGGUGCUCUCCCUGCAGAGCCCCGUGUUCGAGGAGAUCCUGCUGAGCCGCAACAGCAGCAUGCUGGUCCUGAAGGAGAGCUCCGACUGUGCCGCUGUGUUUGACAAGUUCAUCAGGUAUCUGUACUGUGGAGAGAUUUCUCUGCGCCUGGAUCAGGCCACACCUUUACACAAGCUGGCCACUAAGUACCAAGUGAUGGGUCUCCAGCAGGGCAUCACCCAGUACAUGACCCAGAAUCUGGCCCGGGAAUCCACCUCAGGCCACGUGGCAGGCUGGUACGAGUACGCCCUGCAGGCCGGGGACGUGACUCUGAGGGACAGCUGUCUUCAGUUUAUGGCGUGGAAUCUGUCGUCGGUGCUGCAGAGCGGGGAGUGGGUGACCAUCAGCAGCCAGCUGCUCAUGUCCCUGCUGCAGCGCUCGGACCUCAUCCUGCAGAGUGAGAUGGAGCUCUUUGCAGCGCUGGAGGCCUGGAUUAUUCAGAACGAGCCCGAUGGUCUGACAGCGGAGAACGCCUUGAGAGCGGUGCGUUAUGCCAUGAUGCCGCCACGGGAGCUCUUCCGUCUGCAGACCCAGUCAUCGGUCCUGGCUCGCUAUCAGGAGUCGGUGCGUGACCUGCUGUACAUGUCCUACCAGUUCCACUCUGCGUCGCCGCUGCACAUGGCCAAAUACUUUGACGUGAACUGCAGCCUCUUCAUGCCCAGGAACUACCUGUCGCCAGUGUGGGGGUCGCCAUGGAUCAUCAGCAACCCCUCACGUGACGACCGCAGCACCAGCUUCCAGACCCAGCUGGGGCCCAGCGGACACGACUCCAGCAAACGGGUGACUUGGAACGCCUUGUUCUCACCGCGCUGGUUACCCCUUAGCAUGAGGCCGAUGUACACGGAGACAGGCGCCAUGCAGCCCACACGUGUGGAGGGAGGGCGCCCUCGCAUCAUCAUCACACCGGCCACGUCCAGCGCAGAUUUUGCUGGGGUGAACUUCCAGAAGACGGUGAUAGUGAUGGCUCAGCAGCAGGGGAAGGUGGUGGUGAAACACGUCUACAACUUCCACCAGAGCACGGAGGAAAAUGGGGAUUUCUUGGCCGAAGCCGACCUGUACCGCCGGACGUCGGAGUACCUCAUCGACAGCUCCCUCUUCCUCCAUAUUGUGGUGAAGCCGCUGUACCAAACCCUCAUAACCAGCAAGAACUGACCCUCCGCCCUCCUCUCUGAGACACCUUACCUCACCGAACACAAUCCAACCGUGAAGUGACAUCUCACUCAUAUCACAUCAUGAGGACGUGGAUCUGAAUCGUCCUCGUGUGUGAUGUUUGGAUCAUUUGUCUCGUCUCAUUUAACUUCUGUUUUCAUUGGGCAACUACACCACGUUCCAAAUUAUUAUGCAAAUUGUAUUUAAGUGUCAUAAAGAUUAAAUUUUUUGUUUUUCAAUUAAA